ACUGAAAAGCAUCAGAAGAGAAACAAAAGAUGAUCUCCCUGGCCGUGUUCUCUCUCGUCCUGGUUGGAGCGAGUACUCAAAUCAUCCAGCCUGGUCCCUGCCCCCCUCUGACCGUCCAACAGAACUUCGACCUUCCUGCUUAUCUGGACAGAUGGUAUCAACAGAAGAAGUACUUCAACUACUUUGAGGAAAAUGGCAUCUGCAACACUGCCACCUACACCCUCAACCCCAACGAAACUGUUGCCGUCAGGAACUAUCUUUUCAACACUGUGACCCAAGAGCCUGACACCAUUUUGGGAUAUGCCACGGUCGGCAGCGACUCUGGAGAAGCCAAGUUGCUCGUCAGCUUCCCAUCUGUCGGAAACUACGAUUCGCCCUACUGGGUUUUGGAAACUGACUAUACAAGGUUCUCCGUUGUCUGGUCUUGUUCUGAAUUCGCCACUGAAAAUCUUCAGUUCGCUUGGGUUCUCACCCGCGAAAGGUUCCCUGAUGACGCGACCCUGGCUGAGAUUGAACGCGUGAUUGCCGACAACCAACUUGCGGAUCGGUGGGAGAUAACCCCCAAUGACAACUGCCCAGAAGAUCCUUAAACAUGUGAUAUUUUUCCUGCGAAUGUCUUAACUGUAAAUCAUUAAAAUUUUGCAAAAAACAGAA
Molecule: messenger RNA, 654 nt
Organism: Cloeon dipterum
Lineage: Eukaryota; Metazoa; Arthropoda; Insecta; Ephemeroptera; Baetidae
Product: lazarillo protein-like
Exons: 6
Coding region: 30-590 (186 amino acids)
Biological process (GO): lipid metabolic process; response to reactive oxygen species
Cellular component (GO): cytoplasm
Molecular function (GO): pigment binding
Source: RefSeq, a predicted model, not a curated record